GUUGAAAGCUUGUAUCCCGAAGAAAUGGGACCAAAUAUAAUGCAUGUUGAAGAUUUUUUGGUGAAUGGCCUUCCACUGCUUGAUAAAGGCAUCCAAGAGAAGGUUGAAAGGGCUUCUUCAAAUGGCAAUGUGCUCCGUUAUGUUUGCGUGAUUGAGGACUCAAGCAGAGCAGCAGCCAUGUGGGUAGAUGAGCAAGAUGGGGAAGCAAUUGAGCUUGCCUUCAUGUGGGUAGAUGUCAUGCAGGUUAUGACAACAAGACAGAGGGUAACAAUUGAGUAUCAUGGCAAUGGUUAUAUUUUCACUGUUAAUCAGGCUGGUGUGGAGGGGCAAGUAAAAUCAAACAGUAUGGAAAGAGGGAUGAUUUCGCUUGACACAUAUAUUGUCUUUCAAGCAUCGAACUCCAGUGGAAUGAAGAUCGUCAAUGGGCUUGAAGUGUUAAGCAAAUUUGUUGGUGAAACUGAGAAGAAUGUGAGAGAUUUAUUUGCUGAUGCUGAACAGGACCAGAGAACUCAAGGGGAUCAAAGUGACUUGCAUGUUAUCAUAUUUGAUGAAAUUGAUGCAAUUUGUAAGUCAAGAGGUUCAACUAGAGACGGUAUUGGAGUUCAUGAUAGCAUUGUCAACCUGCUCCUAACAAAGAUGGCGUUGAGUCACUGAACAAUGUUUUGCUGAUUGGGAUGGGGCCAU
Messenger RNA from Camellia sinensis, 684 nucleotides. The record is from RefSeq and is a predicted model, not a curated record. Lineage: Eukaryota; Viridiplantae; Streptophyta; Magnoliopsida; Ericales; Theaceae.